Messenger RNA from Nematolebias whitei (Rio pearlfish), 2312 nucleotides. RefSeq lists its product as uncharacterized. Bases 390 to 1589 code for a protein of 399 amino acids. Gene Ontology annotation, cellular component: membrane. The record is from RefSeq and is a predicted model, not a curated record. NCBI's taxonomy places the organism in Eukaryota, Metazoa, Chordata, Actinopteri, Cyprinodontiformes, Rivulidae. The transcript has 7 exons.
GCCUGUGGUGACCUCUGUCUGCAGCGGGGAGAAGCACUGGGCUCAUCAGAACUCCGGGAAGAGACUACUGACGUUCGGACGAAGAUAUGUAGAGUAGGUAACUCCAGUCCAGUGUCCAGCCACUCGAAUUUAACAAGAACAACAAAAAACAACUCAAUUUUAUUUAAACGCAGUUAUUAAAAAACAAUUUGUAGCUUCGACUGCGUGUUUACUCCGUUACGCCCCGCGUGCGAAGUAUCGAUUACCGUUGGUUAGCUGUUAGCUCCGUUAGCCGUCGGUGUGGUUUAGAUCAGUUAAAUCGGAUGUUUUUCAGCAUCGAUCAGCGCCAUCAUCACCAAGACUACAGGCUCUCUUCACAUCCGGCCCUCUGAUGGAAGGCUGACGGAACAAUGCUGAGAUUCCUCCAUAUCUAUCUAGCAGGCCUGUUGGGUGCUCUGUGGGAUGGAGUAGCUACUUCUGGUUUAGGUACGAUCCGAGUCGUGAAUGGAGAUCACUGUUCCGGGAUCGUCGAAGUAAACUUCCACGGGCAGUGGGGGACUGUCUGCGACCAUGGAUGGGAUAUGCGGGCGGCUAAUGUGGUGUGUUUGGAGUUGGGUUGUGGGCUUGCUGAAUUCUCUCACGGUGCUGAAUUUGGCCUAGGCAGCGGAAGGAUAGUGGUGAACUCUGUCAAGUGCCAUGGACAUGAAUCCAGUCUGGUUCACUGCAAUCUCUCCCCGAACAAGAACUCCUUCUGCACCCAUAAGAACGAUGUAGGCGUGAAAUGCACAGGGACUCUGUUUGAACCCCGGCUUGCGUUGCUGUCUCCUCAGUCGGUCUUCUCUUCUGGGGAGUCUGUUCACUUUCACUGCAGCAGCAUCAUGCAGCUUAACCGCAUCAGCAACGUCCACCUGUACAAGCACGGAAUUGCCACGCCUCUGGUCACACAGAGAGCUGACCCGACUCAGAUGGGAGUGGAUCUUACCUUGUCUGAUGUGGAAACGUUUUACCAGGGCAGCUACAGCUGUCAGUACAGCGUCACACGCGGAUACCCUCCUCAGCAGGUCAGCUCUUCACCCAGCAACACCAUCAACAUCACAGUGGUGGACCUCUUGACUCCCCAGCUCUGGUACAACACGUCCCCCGAGGCUCCGGUGGCCUCCGUCAUCAAAGGGCAGGGUUUUAACAUCACCUGCUCCACCUUGCAGCAGUAUCCUGGAGGUUCCUUCCAGCUUCGUCUCGUCCGCUCCAACGGCACAGUGCGGCAGUCAUUACCCGCACCCUCCCACUAUGUUACUUUCACUUUCUCUGACGCCCAGAGUGCCAAUGAGGGAUACUAUUACUGCAUGUAUCGGGUCCAGCUGGGCGGGCGCACGUUCGUCUCCAGAGAAAGCCAGCCCCUGCCUAUAGCCAUCAGAGAUUCUGACCCAAUCCUGAGCCCCAUGGUGAUCAGCUGGCUUGUGUCUGGAGUGACAUUUGUUGUAGCCAUCAUCAUUAUUUUAACUGUGGCUAAGGUGGUCUGCAACAAGGAGAAGAAACCCUCUGAACUGGAACGAGAGACCAGAACCUGUGUAGACAACACUUAUGUCGCCUUAUCAGUCAACAAGCUCUGAUUGGACCUACAGGCAACAGAGAAAGAAUCUCGUGUGUAGACAAAAAAAGAGGGUUCAAACUGUGCGCACGUCCAUCUGGACAGGAUGUGUAACAGAACUGAUACUUUGAUCAUCCACUGCCUGCUGCCAUCUAGUCUGGAUGAGGACCAACUUUACUCAGCACUUUGAUGGGCAGUGUCUGAGACAUUCCGUACGGUUUUUCAUGUUAUUCAUUAGCAGUUUUAUUGCUGGACAAUGGACAAGACCAUCAUCCAUCACUGUAUUAAUAAGGGUGUAAAAUAAAACGUUUAGUGGGCCAACAGGAAGUUGAACGUUUUUGGUAGUUUGAGGAUAAACCUGCCACAAUGUUGGAGGUAAAACUGGUACUAAACCUGACCAAGUUCAUCAGAUCAAAAUGUUUCAACACUAAUGGACUCUACUACAUAAUUAUACAAAUGUUUACAGAGCAGCACUCCUUUUAAGGAUGUUUAUAGCUCAAGACAAACUACUAUGCAUCAUCAUUAAUGCACUUGUGUCUGUAAAUAAGUUAUAGUAAAAUAAAAUAUUAAAUGCCCAAUGAGUUUUGUGUGGAAGUCGUUAAGACAAUGAUAUUGAAAAUGUUACUGAAGGGUACUUCUGUUUAUCACCUCCAACUCCAGAACAGAUGGAGGCUUUUAAACAUGGUCCAACUAGUUUUGUUCCUGAAUAAAUGAAACUUGAAAUGAGUACAUAUACAAACUCUUU